Pterocles gutturalis (yellow-throated sandgrouse) is the source of this 1869-nucleotide messenger RNA. RefSeq names its product RAB guanine nucleotide exchange factor (GEF) 1 (gene RABGEF1). Gene Ontology annotation, cellular component: cytosol; endocytic vesicle. Lineage: Eukaryota; Metazoa; Chordata; Aves; Pterocliformes; Pteroclidae. The transcript is spliced from 10 exons. Bases 1 to 1617 code for a protein of 538 amino acids. Gene Ontology annotation, molecular function: small GTPase binding; zinc ion binding; guanyl-nucleotide exchange factor activity. The record is from RefSeq and is a predicted model, not a curated record. Gene Ontology annotation, biological process: vesicle-mediated transport.
AUGAACCUGAAAUCUGAACGCAGAGGAAUUCACGUUGAUCAGUCAGAGCUACUGUGCAAGAAGGGAUGUGGUUACUAUGGCAAUCCUGCUUGGCAGGGAUUUUGCUCCAAGUGCUGGAGAGAGGAAUACCAUAAGGCCAGGCAGAAACAGAUUCAAGAGGAUUGGGAGCUGGCAGAGCGGCUUCAGCGUGAGGAGGAAGAAGCGUAUGCCAGCAGUCAGAGUACCCAAGGGGCACAGUCGCUGACCUUUUCAAAAUUUGAAGAAAAGAAAACCAAUGAGAAAACGCGAAAGGUCACUACUGUGAAGAAGUUCUUCACUGCUUCUUCCAGAACAGGAGCUAAGAAGGUGGCUCAAGAGAAAAUCGUUAAGCAAGGACAGCUUGGGAGGGAGCGAAAUGCUGAUAACAUUCUCAGGGAUUUGAAGGAGAUUUUUACUCCCUCCUGGGAACUGGCUUCCCCUACUGAAGUGUUGGCUGGCAAGUUGAAAGAGAUCCAAGAAGCCAAAGCUCCCAGCCCUUCUAUAAACAGGCAGGCUAGCGUCGAGACAGAUCGAGUAUCCAAGGAAUUCAUAGAAUUUCUCAAGACAUAUCAUAAACCUGGACAAGAUAUCUAUAAGCAAUGUAAACUAUUUUUGGACGCAAUGAAUCAUAAAAGGGACUUAAGUAUUGAGGAGCAAUCUGAAUGUGCCCAGGACUUCUAUCAAAAUGUAGCAGAGAAACUACAGACACGUUGGAAAGUGCCACCUGAAAAAGUUGAGAAAGCAAUGGAUCAGAUUGAAAAAUACAUCAUGACUCGACAGUAUAAAUAUGUCUUUUGCCCUGAAACAACCGAUGAUGAGAAGAAAGAUCUUGCUGUCCAAAAGAGAAUCAGGGCUUUGCAUUGGGUAACUCCACAAAUGCUGUGUGUUCCUGUCAAUGAAGAAAUUCCAGAAGUCUCUGAUAUGGUUGUAAAAGCAAUUACAGAUAUUAUCGAAAUGGAUUCAAAGCGUGUCCCUCGUGAUAAAUUAGCAUGCAUCACCAAGUGCAGCAAGCAUAUAUUUAAUGCUAUUAAAAUCACAAAAAAUGAACCAGCUUCUGCUGAUGACUUUCUCCCAACACUUAUAUACAUAGUUUUGAAGGGAAACCCACCCCGCCUGCAGUCUAACAUCCAGUACAUAACACGAUUCUGUAACCCAAGCAGGUUAAUGACAGGAGAAGACGGCUACUAUUUUACCAAUCUGUGCUGUGCUGUGGCCUUCAUUGAAAAACUGGAUGCUCAGUCUUUAAAUCUAAGCCAAGAAGAUUUCGAUCGUUUUAUGACUGGUCAGACAUCCCCGAAGAAGCAAGAAUCUGACAGUUUUUCACCUGAUGUGUGCCUGGGUGUUAAGCAAAUGUAUAAAAACUUAGACCUCCUGUCGCAGUUGAAUGAGAGACAGGAAAGAAUUGUCAAUGAAGCCAAGAAGCUUGAGAAAGACCUAAUAGAUUGGACUGAUGGAAUUACAAAGGAAGUCCAAGAUAUUGUUGAGAAAUAUCCAUUAGAAAUAAAACCAAAAAAUCAAGCCUUAGCAGCUAUAGACUCUGAAAAUGUGGAGAAUGACAAGCUGCCCCCACCACUGCAGCCUCAGGUUUAUGCAGGAUAAGGAGCAUCGUUAUCCUCACCUGGUACUAUCUGCUACUUGGGAAGGAAAGCAAAUUUAAGCUUACAAAUCAGAUGAGUUUAAAUCAGUACAUUUUUAAAGGUACUUUUUUUUUUUGUUAAGUGUAAUGAAUUGUAUUUAUUUUAGUCAAGUAGAUUUCUAUUAGGCUUUUGUGGGUUUUUGAACUGAAUUUAAAUUUUCUACACAAACCGGUGUAAUUUUUAAGCAGCACUAGUCCAUUGACAUCUUUCCUGA